Messenger RNA from Stylophora pistillata, 1488 nucleotides. Its product is annotated as retinol dehydrogenase 8-like. Lineage: Eukaryota; Metazoa; Cnidaria; Anthozoa; Scleractinia; Pocilloporidae. The record is from RefSeq and is a predicted model, not a curated record. Gene Ontology annotation, cellular component: cytosol. Gene Ontology annotation, molecular function: oxidoreductase activity.
AUUCAUCACCUCUCGGUUUCUCUUAUGUUAAUUACUGCUCAAGCUAAUGAUACAGGGACAAAUUAAUUUCUGGCAUAACUAAAAAAUACAACAAUAUCCAUCGAGGAGGUAAUCCAUCAACAGCUCAUCUGCGGACUCUGGUUUAAUCAGAUGUGACAGGUGGAGAAGAUAACACUCCUUUACGGCUUCCAAAGCUUUCAAAACAACGCUGCUGUGUUGCACGUCAGAAAGUUAGAUAAAGUUCAAGCAAUAUGGAUCGCCAAAUCGUGUUGAUUUCUGGCUGUUCUAGCGGCAUCGGACUCGCUACAGCUGUAUUUCUCGCCAAAGAUGCUCAGAAACGCUUCAAGGUCUAUGCCACCAUGAGAAAUCUGGAGAAGAAGGGACAACUGGAAGAGGAAGGCAAGGAAUAUCUUGGGGACACACUGGUUAUCAAAGCAAUGGAUGUGAGCAAUGACGAAUCGGUGCAGAAAACUGUUGAGGAAGUGUUGGACACAGAGGGAAGAAUUGAUGUGCUGUGUAAGUACCGGCGGUCCUGUUGUAAGAUUUUAUUUGUUUCAUAUCAGGCGGUGUGGCCUGGUUUCAUAUGCAGUCUGCAAUUAAUAAAGAAACUAAAGGUUGUUCAUAGUGACGUCAUGUAUGGGUGCACCAUACUCGAACCAGGCCCUACCCAGACCCUGGGGCCUGAAAAUGGUACCGCCUUCGUUAAUAAAUUCAGUUUAUCAGACGCUGACCAAAAGAGUCAAGAACUUCUAGGAACCUUUGCAGGGAGAAUGUUCUCUAUGUUCGGAAGCACGAUGCAAACUUCGCACCAAGUGGCGGAAUACGUGAAGAACAUUAUCCUGUGUGAGAAACCACAGCUUCGCUACCAAACAAAUGAAAAGUACAGACCUGAAGAAAUCAAAGUGAAACUUGCCGAUCCUACAGGAAAUACUUUGGUUGAAAUGAUAAAGAGAGACUUUCUUGACACAGAAUAACUUAUGUAUUUAAAAUUGAACAAUUUAGAGAAUUUAGCGUACAAAUACACUAUGAAUUCAAUGACAAGCUGGUUAUCUUGUUACUCGAGUUUUGUUGCAGCAUGUUCGUGACUGUUCUGUUUGCAGAUCUUCUCUUAUAUGAAAGAUCCGUUUACCAAUUAUUUGAUUGUGUUUUCCUUUAUCUCACUACCGUCUUGGACUUAGUUUCCCGCGCGCAACUAAUGUAGUUAGCCAAACACUGAAAGGAUCCCUACAAUGUAUCCUUUAUAAGAAACUUUGAGAGUACUUUUAGCAAAGGACUUAUUUGUCUUUAAGUCUUUUUUCAUCGAUAAGAAAAUAUGAACGUUGCUGUUUUUUUUUUUUUGGGAGAUCGUUUCAUGGCAGUUCUAGGACCUACCUAGGCAUAAUAGAGGUACUUCAGAGGUAUACGAUAAAAGCUGCAUGUUAUAUUCAAAUGUACACAUAUACCAAUGUAUAUCAUACUGAGUGAAUUAAAUAUUUUAUCCUCCUUCCA